Molecule: messenger RNA, 2031 nt
Organism: Aspergillus niger
Lineage: Eukaryota; Fungi; Ascomycota; Eurotiomycetes; Eurotiales; Aspergillaceae
Exons: 4
Coding region: 1-2031 (676 amino acids)
Biological process (GO): urea transmembrane transport
Cellular component (GO): plasma membrane
Molecular function (GO): urea transmembrane transporter activity
Source: RefSeq, a predicted model, not a curated record
AUGUCUCACGAGCUUCGAGUCCUGCCCCCGGGUGCGGGCUAUGGAAUCGUCAUCGGCAUUGGUGGCAUCUUUGCCCUUUUUAUGCUCGGUAUCUCCUGGCUACAGAAUCGCUAUACUCAGUUCUCCACCCAUCGCGCCGAAGAAUUCAACACCGCCUCACGAUCCGUCAAGCCGGGCUUAAUCUCCGCUGGCAUUGUCUCCUCCUGGACAUGGUCGGCUACACUCCUAACCAGUUCGACUUUUGCAUAUUCCUAUGGUGUCUGCGGACCCAUGUGGUACGGUGCUAUCGGCACCCUGCAGAUCCUUCUGUUUGCCCUGAUUGCGGUCAAAAUCAAAGCCAAUGCACCGGGCGCACACACCAUGCCGGAGAUUGUCCUCGCUCGACACGGCAAGAUUGCUCAUCUCACGUACCUGUACAAUGGCCUGGCUACGAAUAUGCUGGUGGUGGCGGCACUCACGGGGAUGAAUGUGUAUGCUGCCAACUUCCUUAUUCCUGCCGUAGUCGCGGCGUAUGUUAUCGUCGGUGGAUUGCGCGCGACUUUCAUCGCGGAUUAUACUCAUACUGUUAUUCUGUUUAUCGCGAUAUUGGUGUUUGGGUUUUCGGUCUCGGCUACGAGUGACCUCAUUGGAAGCCCUGGAAAGUUGUACGAUUUGCUGCAGGAGGCGCCGCGGAAUAUGCCGAUUGAUCGGAAUACUGAUGGGUCGUAUCUUGCGUUUCGGUCCGUUGGUGGUCUGAUCUUCGCGGUUGACAUAUUUGUCUCUGGGUUCAGUACUGUCUGGCUCGAUCAAGCCUAUUGGCAGCGAGCAAUUGCGUCGCGACCUGAAUCUUCCGUGAAGGCAUACAUGCUAGGAGGUGUUGCAUGGUAUGGCAUUCCGUUCGGCUUUGCUACGGCCAUGGGUCUUGGUUGCGCGGCUCUUACCAACAACCCAGCCUUUCCCACAUACCCCAACCCAUUAUCAGCUUCUCAAGUCGACGCCGGACUUUCCGCCCCAGCAACCGCAAUCACCCUCCUAGGGAAAGGCGGCGCCGUGCUCAUGCUCAUCCUCCUGUUCAUGGCAGUGACUAGUUCCACAUCCGCUGAACUCAUCGCUGUCUCCUCCCUACUUACCUUUGACGUGUACAAAACCUACAUCCGCCCGAACACUGACUCUGCGACACUCGUGCGCGUCAGCCAUUGGGGCAUUGUCAUCUACGCCAUCAUCCUCGCCGCGUUCUGCAGUAUUCUCAAUGCCGCAGGCGUCAGUCUCACCUGGUUACUAACAGUGCUGGGAGUUAUCGUCGGCGGAGCAGCAAUUCCCGUGGGACUUAUUCUGCUCUGGGACCGCAUGUCCACUGUUGCGGCUAUCGCAGCUCCAUGGAUUGGAUUUGGCUUGGGUAUCAUCGUCUGGUUCAUCACUUCGUGGAAGCGAUCGGGCGGCAUCAGUGUUGCGACGACGGGCGAUGCCACAAAUGCCGUAGCUGGAAACUUGGCCUCGUUUGGGGUGGGCACUAUUUCCGCUGUGCUUUUGAGCUUGAUAUUUCCAGGAAAGCACAGACACGACACGUCGGCAACGAAUAGUAUCACAGGAGUCCCUGUUGAACCAGAGGAGACCUCAACAGAGGCAUCAGCCAAGAAGGAUAAUGAUACCGCAAUACUCACAACAAUGGCAACCCCGACUGACCCCACAACGCAGCCGAAGAACGAUAUAAUUGAGUACCUCGAAACCGAGACCAUUGAGCCCAUGGAUCCUGCUCUGGUUAAGAAGGCGGAGCGAUUUGCUUGGACAGCGAAUGCUAUUUUUAUUGCGAUUGCAGUGAUACUUGUUCCUUUCACUUUGUUCGGGACGAGGUAUGUGUAUAACAGGGAGUUCUUUACGGGGUGGGUUGUCGUCUCCUUUAUUUGGGUCUGGGCGAGUGUGCUCAUUUGUGUGAUAUAUCCGGUGGUUGAAAGUGCAGGUGCUUUGCGGGAUAUUUCGAGGGGAAUAUGGGCGGACACAAGGGCGGUUUUGGGGCGUAGGAAAGAGAGACUGCGAACUGAGCAGCCCGUGUGA